Messenger RNA from Clupea harengus (Atlantic herring), 4605 nucleotides. RefSeq names its product toll interacting protein (gene tollip). Gene Ontology annotation, molecular function: ubiquitin binding; ubiquitin conjugating enzyme binding. Gene Ontology annotation, cellular component: cytoplasm. Gene Ontology annotation, biological process: ubiquitin-dependent protein catabolic process. The record is from RefSeq and is a predicted model, not a curated record. Lineage: Eukaryota; Metazoa; Chordata; Actinopteri; Clupeiformes; Clupeidae.
GUAAGAAAGAGCGAUGUGUCAUCUGACCAGGGCGGAAGAGCCACUGCUCAGUUCAGUUUGGCUGUUUACAAUUGUCGAAAUCUAGAUAAACUGCGUAAUCUUUCAUUCCUCACGAAAAAUGGCCACCACAAUCAGCACACAGCGUGGACAGGUGUACAUAGGGGAGUUACCUCAGGACUUCCUGCGGAUCACUCCUACCCAGCAGCAGCAGCAAGUGCACCUGGACGCUCAGGCCGCCCAGCAGCUGCAGUAUACGGGCACCAUCGGCACUGUAGGCCGCCUCAGCAUCACUGUAGUACAGGGUAAGCUUGCUAAGAACUAUGGGAUGACGAGGAUGGACCCCUACUGCCGAGUCCGGCUGGGCUACGCUGUUUAUGAGACGCCCACAGCACAUAAUGGGGCAAAGAACCCGCGCUGGAAUAAAGUCAUCCAGUGUACAGUUCCUCCAGGGGUGGACUCCUUCUACCUAGAGAUCUUCGAUGAGCGGGCAUUCUCAAUGGACGACCGUAUUGCUUGGACACAUGUGACCAUCCCUGAGGGCCUGAGAGAUGGCAGUGUGGUGGACGAGUGGUACAGCCUGAGCGGAAGACAGGGAGACGACAAGGAGGGCAUGAUCAAUCUAGUCAUGUCAUUUGCUUCCAUGCCUGCUGGCAUGAUGAUGCCAUCCCAGCCAGUGGUACUUAUGCCCACAGUCUACCAGCAAGGAGUGGGCUAUGUGCCAAUCACAGGCGUACCCACAGUCUACAACCAGGGCGUGGUACCCAUGGGGAUGCCAGCGGUGUCUGCGCCGCCGCCCCAGAGCACCCCCAGCAGCCCGGAGGAGUUAAAAGUCCUGCAGGACAUGUUCCCCAACAUGGACCCUGAGGUGAUCCGCACAGUACUGGAGGCCCAGAGGGGCAACCGAGAGGCUGCCAUCAACUCCCUGCUCCAGAUGACCGAGGAGCUGUGAGAAUGGGUGGUAGAGGAGGACGAGGUAAAGGACGAAGAGGAGGAGGAGGAGAGGAAUAGAGAGGGGGGAUACACAGGAAGAAAGGAGGAGUGAUCUGGCUGCCAGCUGCUACUGCAGUAUCAGCCGCUGAAGCAGGAAGAGCAGCUGCAGCAGACAGACAGACAGACAGACUCAGGGCUGGGCUCCGGGCGCUCGCAAUGCAGUAAGUUCAGGGAAUGAGAGAGAAUGCAGUUUCAUUACGUCGGUCCAAAUACCCCUCGACAUUCUCAAGAUCUGUUGCUUUGGUGAGCUUUUUCAAAACUGAACUGAAUUGAAGGCAAAAAACAGGGUUCAUGGGAAAACCUGGAGAGGUAUUGGACUUUUAUCGUCUGUUUGAUUUACUGGAACUGGACAAGAUCCCAAACUGGAAAUGAUGUUCAAUUAGGUAAACUGAGCAACAGUGUACUACUUUCAAAAAAACAUGUACUGAAGGAUUUACGAUGUAAUUUUUUUGCCAUUUAAGGUUAUUUCUCCUUGCUGCCUCUAGUGAGCUGCCUCCUGUAACUGCAUGAUAUUUGUAGAUCCAUUCUAUUUAGCGCAUUCCCUGAACUGUCUGCGCUUAGGCACACUUGAGCUCAGCCCUACUUGGCAGAAGCCUGUAUAUAUAUACACACCCAGAACACCGGAGACCUCAACCACCACAUUUCACCCCCACCACCAACACCACCCCCCACAAUGUAUACAAACCUCCAGUCUUAAUCCAGACUAGAACUCACCACAUGCUGCAGGCCCAGAUAGUGAUGACCAACUUGUUUCGUGAAGUCCACAUCAAAUGUCAGAGAUCUAGUCACCGCACAUGAAUUACAGAUACAGCCCACCUUAAAAGAUUUUAGAGGGAUAUUAAAGAGUCUUUUUCAAGUUACCAUCAGUCUACUAUAGAUAGAUAGACUGUGGAUGUGUAAAUGUGUACAGUUAAUGGAGAACAGUGCUGGUCCUUCAAAUGGUGGACCUGGCAUAGUGUCCAAGCUGACUUCAUUCAUUUGACAAUUCAUUUUUGGUGAAUGCCCCCCAGUGGUUGGCAAACCAACUGCAAGACAAUUACAGUAGAAAACCUUGAGCGUCAGCAGGUGUAUUCUUUCUUCUGACUGGCUGUUCUCAGUGUAAUGUAAACUGAAGCAUGACUACCAGUGUCCAGUGCAACCUGAAAUGAUUAGCAGUUACACACCGCUAGAUUAAUACUAGUUUCCAUUAGUAUUGCUAGCCAUCUGUUUAGGUGUUGGUUGAGCACUCCUUUGCCCUGUGUGUUUUGUAUAUGUGUAUUUCCCCAUACCGAUGCUUGUGCAUGAGAGUAUGGUGGGGGUGUGUGCAUUCGGUCGUAAUGCAUUUCUCUCUUUCCUCUCUGUGUGUAUGUGUUUGUGUGUGUGUGCGCGCGUUUGAUACAUGCUGAUUAUAUGUAUAAAUAUAGUUCUAUAUAUUUAAAGGAUUAUAAUUUAUUUUGGAGAUGAUGACCGAUUUUGGGCUUAGUGUGCGUGCUCACCAUUUUAUGUAUGUGUAUGUGUGAAGGGUGGUUCUGUAUCCGCUAAUUUAUGGGAAAUGUGCAAAUCGCUUUAGAUGGCCAAUGAUGUCAUUUUCGGGCUCACCCACGAGUGUGUGUCUUGUUACCAUGGCGUCGUUCUCCGGUCGUAUGGCUUAUGCUUCACGGUGAUCUCUCCCACAGUGUCGCUGUGUUAUGGAUGUGUGCAAGGCCUAGGGGUUGCCUUUAUACCCCCUGGCAUUCAAGAGCUUUUUCUUUCAGGCACCGAUGUGUAUAAGUGUGUAAGGCUUAAACACACACACAAACACACACACACACCUGUACUCACUGACAAGAUAUGAUAUUAUCGCAGUUCGCCAAAGGUUCUAUUUUAACAAUGUAUUGAUGUUGUAUAUCUGCUGUUUCUCCUGUGAUGCGCAUGUGUUUUAAUUUAAUUGGAAAUUUUCAGUGUCUCCAUUAUAACGAUUUUAUAAAAUAUUCGUUUUUUUAUUUUUUGCCAUUUCCCUGAUUUGCCAAGUGUUUGAGGCCAAUAGGAUGCCAACACAUUUGGGCCACCAGAUUAAUUAUCCAAUCAAAUUACAGAUCUUAUUCUCAUAAAGAUUCAUUAUAGAAACCGCAUCCCAGCUCAUCAUUACAACAGAACAGCAUCAGUUACAAUUGAAAUAUGAUUGAAUUGAAUUGAAUGAUCAUUGAAAUAUGAUGAUAAAAUACGAUUUCUAGAUCCAUCUCUUACAUAGCAAAAAAGACGUUUCAACGGCCGUAUCCACAUAAUACCUAAUAGAUGAUUUUCUAAUUUAGCAAAUGAACAAUGUGCAUUCUAGUUUUAAUUUAUGUCUCCUCCACUAAUAAACCUGUAACAGUCAUGAGCUCGCACACAUUAACUUUGUCUCUAUACAGUCUGCACUACACUGUCUUUAUGUUCUGAGUUAAGAAUUGGGCUAAUGUUUACUGGUUGAUUUUAGUUGGCUCUUCAGUAGAGAAGCAUUUCUCUCCAUUCCCCUACCCCAUGUUUAUAGUUGCCAAACAGAUCUUUAAUACCUCUUCUCAUUUCAAAGCAGAGUUGCAAAAGCAUUCAUGACACGUGAUUCACAACCAAAUAAAUAAAAAAAAACAGUGUGUUGCAUUCAAGUCUUUAAAAGCACAUCACAGUGAUAUUAAUUUCUAUCACAAACCAUUGAAAUCUCCCAAGAUAUAUUACUCAAUUUGAAAUUAUACUAUCACAUUUUUGUUGUUGUUGUUCUUUUUUUUUUAUAGGAUGCGCCGUUUGUUUAGAACGGUGUACAGUUGAACAUUCCAGUCCUAAUCCUUUUUUGUCAUGUUAUUGGUUAACCACUGAUCAGCCACAGGCAAGGGAGGCAUUCGUGUGAAGCCCCAUUACAAACAGAUUCUAAAGUCACGGUGGAAUGUACGGAGCAAAUUCAGAGUGGAAUAAUAUCCUCAUGUUAGAAUCCAAAAGGUUGCUUUGACGUUGGUGUGUAUUUAGCGGGCAAAUAAUAUCUGGGGCUUUUUUCUUUUCACGCCAUUCCCUGAAGACUCCACAUUUAAUCCCAACAUCCCUCACCCACCACAUAUUAUGCACAAUUAUGCCUGGAGCACUUUGAACAGAGAUAUUCACAGGUCUGAAACUUUGUGACAGACAGCCGAAUGGAUCAGAUGCAAGAGAGCUUCUAAUACGCAGCUGAUAGAGGACUAUGUUUGUGUUGUGCGUACUCACCACCUGAGGACCCACUGAUCUUAUUUGGCCGUCAGCACGUAGCUGAUCCUGAACGAUGGCUGCUCUCAUGCAGUCACUUUUCUGGUUGCGGGAGUGAGAUGCAGUUGCUCUGGCUCUAUCUGUCUGGCUUCUCAUGUUCUCAGUCCACACGGGAGCUUUGAGCAGUUGGGUUUUUUUUGUUUUUGUUUUUGGUGAUGGGGAGUGUGACUGGGCUGAUUUUCAGUAUAGUAGAGUAUUUUACACUGGGCUCUAGUCAUCUCUUAAAGCAUCACUUCAGUCUCAUAGCAGUCCAGGUUUAGUCUGUCAGGUGGAAUGUACUGGGUACCAUUAGCACUUUUGCAGCUCUGUGUCAGAAAUUUAACUUUCUGUUAUUUCCUUUUGGUGUUAUAAAUGAUAUGAUCAAUCAAUAAAAGGAAAGUUAAGAUCUUA